Molecule: messenger RNA, 889 nt
Organism: Callithrix jacchus (white-tufted-ear marmoset)
Lineage: Eukaryota; Metazoa; Chordata; Mammalia; Primates; Cebidae
Source: RefSeq, a predicted model, not a curated record
GACGCCCAAGGUGGGCAAGAGAGGAAAAGCAGGUCCUGGAGGGAGAGGCGGGAAGAAACGUGCCGCUGGGAAAAAGAUGGCAGCCGUGGGAGCCCCUGAGGCAGGGAGCGGGCCAGCACCACCCGGGCCCAGCCAGCCGCCGAGCCAGGAGCUUCCUCCAUGCAAAGUGCCUGUGAAGGAGGAGCCAGUGGGCGAGCCCGACCCACUGAGCCAGGAGACCCAGCUGGAGGAUCCACUGAGCCAGGAGACCCAGCUGGAGGAGCCACUGAGUGACGUGAUGACCGUCUCCACCUCGUCGGAGCCACUGAGUGACGUGAUGACCUUUGAGUUGAGCAAGAUGGCGCCAAAGAAGAGAGCCUCGGUACCGCCGGCCAAGGCCGGGGAGACGCGAAAGAGGAAGUCCUCUUCUGAGACGCCCAAGGUGGGCAAGAGAGGAAAAGUAGGUCCUGGAGGGAGAGGCGGGAAGAAACGUGCCGCUGGGAAAAAGAUGGCAGCCGUGGGAGCCCCUGAGGCAGGGAGCGGGCCAGCACCACCCGGGCCCAGCCAGCCGCCGAGCCAGGAGCUUCCUCCAUGCAAAGUGCCUGUGAAGGAGGAGCCAGUGGGCAAGCCCGACCCACUGAGCCAGGAGACCCAGCUGGAGGAGCCACUGUGCCAGGAGACCCAGCUGGAGGAGCCACUGAGUGACGUGAUGACCGUCUCCACCUCGUCGGAGCCACUGAGUGACGUGAUGACCGUCUCCACCUCGUCGGAUCUACCGAGUGACGUGAUGACCGUCUCCGCCUCGUCCCUCAGCAGCGACUAAGUUCAGGCCCAGCUGCCAGGAGACUCGGAGAUCUCACCAGCGCAGGGGGCGCCCCCAUGCUGAUGUCAAUAAAUCCAAUGUGUUGCA